CCCUUAUAACCUUUCUCUCUUCCCAACAGCAUUUCCCAGUAACAUCCUUAAACCCUAGCAAAAAUAUUCCCCCGAAAACUUACACUUACAAUGACACUUCUCACUCGAUCACGACCGUUGAUCAGAACUUUAACAAACUACAGAUCAAUCACCACCGUUCCUUUCCUCUCACAAGAACCUCAACUCGCCGGAAUUCCGCCGGAAGUCAACACUACCCCAUUACCCCCAAACCCAUCCUCCGGCAGCCCACUUUACAAUGAAAACUGGCGGUCCCCGUUUGCAUCCACCGCACCCUCCUCCUCCUCAGUCGUCCCACUAUCAUUCCUCCGCCAAUCACCAGCUGCACGCGUUCAGGCAAUUUCACAAACACAUGAUGUGCAAGGUUUAAUGAACCUUUUUGCUGAUUGGAUGACAACACAGCGGUGGGAGGAUAUGAAGCAGCUUUUUGAGCUUUGGAUUAGAUCUUUGGAUCGAAAUGGGAAGCCCAAUAAGCCUGAUGCUAAUCUAUUUAAUCAUUAUUUGAGGGCUAAUUUGAUGAUGGGUGCUACUGCUGAUGAUUUGUUGGGAUUAGCUAGUCAAAUGGAGGAAUAUGGGCUUGUUGCUAAUACAGCGUCUCAUAAUUUGAUCUUGAAAGCUAUGUAUCAAUCUGGGGAACCAUUGUCUUGGGUUGAUAAAGCUGUCAAAUUGCUCGAAAGGAUGAUUCAGACUGGAAAAGAGUAUAAAGAAGCUUUGCCUGAUGAUGAGUCAUAUGACUUGGUUAUUGGCUUACUGUUUAAAGCAGACCUUAUUGAUGAUGCCUUGAAAUAUGUUGAUUCAGCCUUGAAAUCUGGGUAUAAGCUGUCCAUGAAUGUAUUUAAUGAGUGUGUGCGAAGCUGUGUCUUCAACAACAGGCUGGAUAUAUUGGUGUCGAUAAUAGAGAAAUGCAAGAAAACAGACCAGAACAAAGGCCUAUUGCCGCCUUGGAACAUGUGCACACACCUUGCUGAUGUUGCACUACAGGCAGAUAAUAGUGAACUAGCUUUUUCUUCCUUGGAGUUCUUUGUGAAAUGGGUUGUUAGAGGUGAGAGUGUGAGGCCCCCUGUUUCGCUCUCUGUUGAUGAAGGACUGCUUGUGGCUGCACUUGGAACUGCUGGUAGAACCUACAAUGCUAAACUCCUUAAUGGUGCUUGGGAAGUCCUUAAGCGCUCACUACGACAAAUGAGGGCCCCUAACCCUGAAUCUUUCCUUGCGAAGAUAUAUGCCCAUGCUUCUUUGGGGCAAUUGCAGAAUGGUUUUGCUACUCUGCAUGAGUUUGAAAAAGCUUAUGGUAGUUCUAAAGAAGAGAGUGCAGAACUAUUUUCUCCGUUUACCACCUUGAAUCCACUGUCUGUUGCUUGUUGCAGGAAUGGUUUUGUCACUUUGGACUCUGUUUACUAUCAGCUGGAGAAUUUGAGCCAAGCAGACCCCCCUUACAAGUCUGUUGCUGCCCUCAAUUGUGUAAUUCUAGGCUGUGCCAAUAUAUGGGAUAUUGAUCGUGCUUAUCAGACAUUUGCUGCAAUUGAAUCCUCUUUUGGAUUAGUCCCAGAUAUCCAUUCAUACAAUGCUCUGAUAUAUGCAUUUGCGAAACUUGGCAAGAGAGAUGAAGCAACAAAGGUCUAUGAGCACUUCAUGGAUUUAGGCGUGAAGCCAAAUGAAAUGACAUAUUCUCUACUUGUUGAUGCUCAUCUUAUUAAGCGUGAACCAAAAGCUGCAAUUUCAGUAGUUGAUGAGAUGGUGCAUGCACAGUAUAAACCUUCCAAGGAGAUGCUGAAAAAGAUCCGAAGGCGAUGUACUCGAGAGAUGGAUUAUGAGUCUGAUGAUCGAGUCGAGGACUUGGCCAAAAAGUUUAACAUCCGACUGGGCACAGAGAAUCGACGGAACAUGCUCUUUGAUCUUCAAUACAGCACGGAAUACGCUGGUUAGAUGGUGCUGAGGUGAAUCAGAGAUUGCAUGCAUAGUCGACACUGUUUCUCGGCCCUUUGCUGAAGAAACUUGCUGGGAUUUGAAUGUUGGACUCUUUUUCCUCUUCUUCUAGCUUGCCUCUGGUAGUGGAACACCUGAGUGCUGAUGUUGGUGUUUCACAAAGUUUAGUAGUGUUGCAUCUCAUACGCGUUGGGCGAUCCUUUAAGCAGUGGCUGUAAAUUAUUUAGCUCUGGUUAGGAUUAAGCUGUGGAGGAUGGUGUCUGCUUAGAAGGUUCUUGUUUUAACAUAUUUAUGCAUUCUUUUUCCACCCCUUAGGAAGCGUAAAGACCGGCAAUUUUGCUAAUGCAAUGAGAUAUCCAGCUCAUUGUGAAUAAACUGUAGGCACUCUUCAUGCUGAAGCAGUUUGCAUCAAAUACAUUUUCUGCUAUAUUCUAUCUGAUUUUGAUUACCA
This is a messenger RNA of Nicotiana tabacum (common tobacco), 2392 nucleotides long. Its product is annotated as pentatricopeptide repeat-containing protein At1g26460, mitochondrial. NCBI's taxonomy places the organism in Eukaryota, Viridiplantae, Streptophyta, Magnoliopsida, Solanales, Solanaceae. Gene Ontology annotation, molecular function: protein binding. The record is from RefSeq and is a predicted model, not a curated record.